Molecule: messenger RNA, 2652 nt
Organism: Juglans regia (Persian walnut)
Lineage: Eukaryota; Viridiplantae; Streptophyta; Magnoliopsida; Fagales; Juglandaceae
Product: ABC transporter B family member 29, chloroplastic
Exons: 10
Coding region: 535-2466 (643 amino acids)
Biological process (GO): transmembrane transport
Cellular component (GO): membrane
Molecular function (GO): ABC-type transporter activity; ATP hydrolysis activity; ATP binding
Source: RefSeq, a predicted model, not a curated record
ACAUUGAAGUUCCAUUUGGUUGUGGGCAACUUGAAAGCCUGCACUGAAGUUUAGGAUUACACGACACAAUCCUUGAACUGUUGGAUCUUGAAAUGAGGAAUAAAUUACAAAAUGAAUGGUAAUUUAGAAGCAACAAAGAAGUGACUGACGGUGUAUUAAUUUUACUUGAUUAUAAAUAGCACGUCCGAACUAAGAAGGAAACAACAGCAUAACGAAGAAGUUGAUAGAACAUGAUAUAGCCGCAUAAUACUCUGCUUUUUGUUUUUUUAAUUAUAAAUUCGGGUGCUUUUGUUUCUUCGAUGUUGAUGUCGAACAUGGAGUUUCUGCCACCGUCUGUUGUGGAUACAAACUAUAAUUGGGAGAGAUAGAAAGGAGAGAGAUUUGCUGCACAGCAUUACAAACAAGGGAGACGCGUGGUGAGUCAUUGCUUGUUCUCUGUCUGGCUACAGUACUUUGCUUGCUCUUCCUCGUACAAACAAAUUCAUUUUCCCACCUCACCUCUGAAUUCUGAUAAACAUAGAAGACUAAACGCAAAUGUCCAGAAUCGUUCUUCGAAAUCCUCCAUCUUCGCCACCUCUUACAGUACUCCUCAACCCAAUACCCUACGUAUUCCGUCAACCUUCCUCAACUCAACUAUAUCUCUUUCCCAGAAAGCCCUCCCUCAAACCUCUUUAUUCCCUCAACCUCCCUUCCUACCUUCCCUCCUUAAACCCCACCUCCUCUAAUAAACCUCGCCCCCUCUCCGGCACCCUCCGUUCCCUCCAACCCUACCUCCUCUCCCAAUGCACGCCCAUCCUUGCCGGCUGGCUCUGCAGCCUCGUCUCCAUCCUAUCCCUCUCCAUGCUCGUCCCCAAGAUCGGGAAACUCUCCUCCGUCCUUACCUACGUCGACGCCCUUAGGUUGAGGAACGAGGGUUUCUUCUUAGGGGCUCUGGUCUUGGUCCGCUUCGUCGCUAGCUACUGGCAGCAAGCGUUCCUGUGGGACGCCGCCUUGAACGCUGCGUAUCGACUUAGGGUCUACGUCUUUGAUAGGGUUCUGGAGAGGGACCUGGCAUUUUCCGAAUAUGGCGGCGCCAUUUCGGCCGGGGAUAUCGCGUAUCGGAUCACCGCUGAGGUGGCCGAUAUCGCCGAUACCGUCUAUGCUGUUCUCAAUACCAUUGUACCCAGUACUCUGCAAUUAUCAGCGAUGGCGGCGCAGAUGUUAAUGAUCAGCCCAGCCCUUUCAAUCAUUUCGGCACUGGUGAUUCCAUGUAUGGCUCUUCUCGUUGCCCAUCUUGGCGAGAAGCUUAGAACGAUAUCUAACGAGGCACAAAUGAGUAUUGCUGCCCUCUCAGCCUAUUUAAAUGAGGUCCUUCCAGCUAUUCUAUUUGUGAAAGCAAACAACUCAGAGCUGUGUGAAAGUGCCAGGUUUCAAAGGCUUGCUCAUACCAACUUAUCUGAUCAAUUGAGAAAGAAGAAAAUGAAGGCGUUCAUUCCUCAGAUAACACAGAUUAUAUAUUUUGGAGCAUUGUUUGUUUUUUGUGCUGGUUCGCUGAUGGUUUCAAGUGGUUCUUUCAAUGGCGGUAGCAUGGUUUCAUUCAUUACCUCAUUGCUUUUUUUAGUUGAGCCAAUUCAGGGUGUGGGGAAAGCAUACAAUGAGUUGAAGCAAGGAGAACCUGCUAUUGAACGCCUGUUUGAUUUGACCAGGGUCAACUCUAAGGUGAUCGAGAAAACAGAUGCCAUUGAUUUGGACUGUAUAGAAGGGGAGGUGAAAUUUUGUGAUAUCUCAUUUGGAUAUGGGGAUAAUGUGCCCUUAGUUUUGAAUGGAGUGAACCUCCAUAUUAAAGCUGGAGAGACAAUUGCUCUUGUUGGGCCUUCUGGAGGAGGAAAGACUACCCUUAUAAAAUUGCUUCUUCGGCUUUAUGAUCCUUUAUCUGGUGGUAUACUUAUUGAUAACCAUAACAUCCAAGACAUCCGGUUGGAUAGUUUGAGGAGACAUGUCAGUCUGGUUUCUCAGGAUAUAACACUGUUUUCAGGGACAGUUGCUGAGAACAUUGGGUAUAGGGAUCUGAUGUCAAGCAUUGACAUGGAGAGGGUUGAGCAUGCAGCACAAACUGCAAAUGCUGAUGAAUUUAUCAGAAAACUUCCAGAAGGUUACAAAACUAACAUUGGACCAAGGGGCUCAAUUUUGAGUGGAGGCCAAAAGCAAAGACUAGCUCUUGCAAGGGCACUCUAUCAAAAUCCCGCUAUACUGAUAUUGGAUGAAGCAACUUCUGCUCUAGACAGUAGGUCUGAGUUAUUGGUGAGACAAGCUGUGGAGCGCAUGAUGCAAAAUCGUACAGUACUGGUCAUUGCACAUCGGUUGGAAACAGUUUUGAUGGCUAAACGAAUAUUCCUUUUAAAUGAUGGGAAGCUAGAUGAGCUAAGUCGCUGGACUCUUGUGGGUAGACACCACGACUUGGCAGAAUCAACUGGACUUGUGAUUUGAAAUUACCACUGCAAAAAUGGUGAUCGAUGAACGGAGUGUCAUUUUAUUGGUUGGGGAAUCGGUGCUAGGAAUGGUAGAGGAUAAAGGAAACAGUACUUUCUGGAUCAUAUGAAGAGCAGAACUUAAAAUAUAAGUAAGUUCAUGUAUAGGUUUAAUGUUAAAAAAAUUAUUUUUCAUUAGUCACUA